Messenger RNA from Danio rerio (zebrafish), 2800 nucleotides. NCBI's taxonomy places the organism in Eukaryota, Metazoa, Chordata, Actinopteri, Cypriniformes, Danionidae. The record is from RefSeq and is a predicted model, not a curated record.
GGGCUGCUUUCUACAGGACAAACUGUAUGUGGACUGGGAAGGACAGCUGUCAGGGAAACCCAUUACUCAUUGGCUGAAAGCUGCUGAUCCUAUCAGAAUAUGUAAUAUUGCGUUCUGUUGACUGAGAGCACAUGCGGAUUUCCGAUAGCAUGAUACAGAGGAAAGGGGAGGAGGACAGUAUGUGCAUGAGCGAGGGAUAAAUGCGGAGGGAAAGAGAGUGAGAUAGAGAGAAGGGGUUAGAUAUCAUCCGCGUCACAGCAGCAGAUUGCAGGCAGAGCAGAGAGGAUAUAGACAACCAGAGCACUCAGUCAUUAGACGCUGAAGCAGGAAUAGGGCAUUGGGGAAAUACACCGGGUGUGUGUGCAUGAGAGCAGAGCUAACAGUACAGCGUGAAGCAGCUUUGGAUCACAGUGUGCCAUUGAUGAUAAGAGUUGGGAAGAAUGAGUCUUGACCCUGUUCAGGUCAUGAAGGGGCAAGAGCCUAUGCCCAACACUUGCCCAUCGGCCUCAAACGGGGAUACCAAAGCAUCCUGGGAGGACAGCAACAAGGAUAUGCUUGAAAAUGUUGGUUCCAAGAAGCCCAAAUCAGGACCUGUGAGACGGGCCAGGAAGGUGGAGGGAGGCAUAUUUUUUCCCAAACCAGAAAACGCAGUGACCAUAGCCGUGUCUUCCCGAGUUAUGUUCCGCACAGAGAAAGAGCAGAAGGUGUUUGAGCAGAAAGGCAUCGAGGAGUACCUCAGGUAUCAGGUGGAGCACGAGAAUGAGCCCUUUGCUCCUGGCCCAGCAUUCCCAUUUGUCAAGGCUCUGGAGGCAGUAAACACCCGGUUGAGGGAGCUCUAUCCAGAAAGCGAGGAGCUUUUUGACAUUGUGCUGGUAACUUACAACCAUGCCCAUGUUGGCGUCAGACUCAUCAACACCAUCAAUUACCACAAUCUAUUCAUCGAGCGGUUCUGCAUGACGGGAGGCAGUAGCCCCAUUGGGUACCUGAAAGCGUUUCAUACAAACUUGUAUUUGUCUGCCGAUGCCGAAAAGGUUCAGGAGGCCCUCUCUGAAGGAAUUGCAGCAGCCACCAUGUUUAUGCCAGAAAAACAGAUCGAGGUGUCCGAGACGCAGCUGAGAGUGGCAUUUGAUGGCGAUGCCGUUCUCUUUUCUGAUGAGUCUGAGCGCAUUUUUAAAGCCCACGGCCUGGACAAGUUCUUCGAGCAUGAGAGGGAAAAUGAAAACAGAUUGCUGGAUCAUGGGCCACUGAAGGGUUUUCUGGAAGUGCUCGGGAAGCUUCAGAAGAAAUUCUACGCUAAAGGCCACCGUUUGGACUGUCCCAUUCGCACCUACCUCGUGACGGCCCGCAGCGCAGCCAGCUCAGGCAUCCGCGCCUUAAAGACUCUCCGUGCCUGGGGACUCGAAACAGACGAGGCUCUUUUCCUGGCCGGGGCUCCAAAAGGCCCCAUGCUGGAGAAAAUCCGGCCCCACAUAUACUUUGAUGACCAGAUGUUCCAUGUGGAGGGAGCCGUGGAAAUGGGUGCCAUCGCUGCCCACGUGCCCUAUGGGAUUGCACAGAAAUACCCGCAUAAAAAAAGCAGCAAUACAGCAAAAUAGCAAAAUAGAGACAUUCAAAUUGCAGACUUUUUAUUUUUAUUUUAUAAACUCGGUUUGGAUCAGGAUCGCAGUGUAUUCUCUUCGCCUUUUUUUCCAUGUGACCUAAACAAGGCUACAUACAACAUGUAACUUAAAGACUACAGUAAUUUAUAGUAGCAUUUUUGAACCAUACUAUAGUAACGUGAUUUAAACUGUAUAUAAUAUUGUAUUUACAACACUUUGUGAAAGAAAGCUACAGCAUGAUGUAGUAUUAACUAUAGUGAACUGCUAACUGUAGUAAAUACUGUACUCUACAUUUGUUUUUACAACAGUAUACUGUGGUGUAUUGUAUUAUAAUGUACCUUAUAGUUGUACAAAAUUUCAUUAUUAAGUGAUUUCUUAAUAUUAUUAUAUGUUGUGUUAUUAUAGCAACUAUAUAUUUACCACAACAGAUUGUUUUAAAUACUGUACUACAGUGUGGUUCAAAAACUCUAUAAAGUUUAUUUUAAAAUACAAUCCUACUAUAUAUUAGGUGGCCUACUACUUGGAUCAAAAACAUAAAUACAAUGUACUUACUGUGUUCAUAAUGCAUUUCAGAACACUUGAGGUGGGAUUUGGGUAGGGUUAGAGACAGGUUUGCGUGUAUGGGUAGGUUUAAUGGUGGGUUAGGGUGUAAGGAAUGGGAGAGGGGUCUGGAUGCAGACCUGGUGCAGUGCAAUCUGAGCUGCAUCCAAUGCUUUUUAAUGGGCUCACCUAACCCUACCCCUCACAGUGACUUCACUCGCUCCAUUUGAGUGCAUUGUGUCUGACAAUGUAUCACUGAGUGAUGCAAUCUCAGCUUGCAUCAUAAAGGCUGCAUCCAGAUACUAUUGAGGAAUGGUCAACAGUGUAAUUAAAGAUGUAAUUAAGAAAUAAAAAUUGCAGAAAUUAAUUGCAGAUGUAAUGUCAGUGGAUAUUAGUUAACGCCACCUAAUAUAAAGUGAGACCUUAAUUACUAUAGGAUUUUUUCAUUUGGGUUAACCCAAUGUGACUCUUGAAAUAUGCAUUAUGAAUGACCAACGUGCCUCUGGUGAAGCACUGCGACUAAUGGUCAUUUUCAUAUAGGCAUACACUUUUCUAUGAUAUUUCAUGGAAAUACAACCCCAAAUCAGAAAAAGUUGGAGCAUUAUGGAAAAAACACAAAUAAAAAAGAAAGUAGUGAUUUCUAAAUUAACUUUGACUUGUAU